AUGGACAUCUGCAACACCAAAGGGAUUAAGAGUGCGUUGCCGGCCUUUAAAAUAGGAACUUUUUUGGCAAUCGCCGUGCCGAUCGACAUCCCGGACAAGAACGUGUUCGUAUCUUACAACUUCGAGGCAAACUACAGCCCGGUCACCAAUAUCACGCAGAUAGACGAAGUCAUCUUUCCUAACUUACCGGAAAUCAGCCGAAGACAUAGCCGAAGUAUCACCAGAGAAUUAGCUUAUACAGUGUUGGAAGCAAGAUUCAGGGAACACGGCAUGAAAGGCAAAGAAUGCAUGUUGCGUAACAUUUGCGAAGCUGCGGAGACGCCACUGCACCACAACGGGCUGCUUGGACACAUCAUGCACAUCAUUUUCACACCGUCGACAUCCCGCGAAGAAGGUUUAUCGGACGCCUACUACCAAGCAGAGCUAGAUGGCCAAAACCAGGACUGCGAUAAAUAUUUAGACCUCUGCCCGUUCAGCGUCUUCGAUGUGAUUACCAGGCUGGUGGAAUACCAACAUUAA
This is a messenger RNA of Cydia strobilella, 519 nucleotides long. RefSeq lists its product as uncharacterized. The record is from RefSeq and is a predicted model, not a curated record. Bases 1 to 519 code for a protein of 172 amino acids. NCBI's taxonomy places the organism in Eukaryota, Metazoa, Arthropoda, Insecta, Lepidoptera, Tortricidae. The transcript is spliced from 5 exons.